AUGAAGACUCUCCUUCGCCACUCGUCCCUGCACACGGGAGGGGCAGCUGGCGACACCGCGUCGGCGCGAGGAGGACCGUCCCCACCCAGGGGGCGGCUGGCAGGGGCCCCGCCCGGGGAUAGGACCAGCUCCAUCGUCCAGACGAGAAAGCCGCAGAGGACACGACGGAGCGAGCCGCCCCCGGCCCGAACGCUGCAACCUCCCGGCCUCAGACGCCGGCGGGCCCCAGCGACCCCUGACCCCGGGCCUCCGCCGGGCGCGGAGGGGCUCCGGUACCCCGCGGGGCUCGUCAGGGGCCAGCAGCUGACGCCUCUGCGCGCCCUCCCCGCGCUGGCAGCCCGCAGCGCCCCGGACCCCGGGAAGGCCUUCUCCCGACCGGGACGCCCGCCCUUCCCGUCCCUGCUGGCCACGCGGAACGGGCGGCGGGCCAGGCCGCGGCCCCGCUCCCACAAGCCGAGGCGCGACUCCGGCCGUCCCCCGAGACCCGCCCGCCCCCACCCGAGCUCGCCCAGUGCAGCCCGACUCUGCCCGCGGAAGCCCCUCACCGCAGCGGCCGCCGCGCCGGUUCCGCACCACGUGCCCGGUCACGCCCCUGGCGCGGGCCCGCCUCCCGCCGACCCGCCCACCAAUCCCCGGCCUCGCUCGGAGGGCUGGACCGGCCGGGCGCGGGCAGCCGGGCGGCCGGGCUUCCCCCUCCCCUCGCGCGGCCUCUCCCCCGCGCCCCCUCCCCCGCCGGGCCCGGCCGAGCCGCGGAGCCGCCCCGGGAGCGCGGGGCGCGGGCGGCGGGUCAUGGCGCGGAGCCGGCCCGGGCCGUGCGGGCGGCGCGGGCGGUGCGGGCGGCGCGGGCGGUGCGGGCGGUGCGGGCGGGGCGCGCUGCUGGCCUGCGCGGCGUGGACCGCGGGCUGGGUGCUGGCGGCCGCACUGCUGCUCCGCGCGCACCCGGGCGUCCUCUCCGAGCGCUGCACCGAUGAGAAGAGCCGGCGCAUCCUGGCCGCGCUGUGCCGGGACUACGAGGGCGGGGCGCUGGUGGGCGACCUCUGUGAGGACCUGUGCGUGGCGGGGAAGCUGCUGUACCAGCGCUGCCUGUACUACGAGAGCGGCAAGAAGGUGCUGCAGGCCGACUGGCGCGGCCGGCCCGUCAUCCUCAAGUCCAAGGAGGAGGCCUUCUCCAGCUUCCCGCCGCUCGGCCUGCUGGAGGACGCGGCCGACGGGGGCGCCCAGGACUUCCCGGAGGCCGAGCUGCUGCUGCUGGUGGCCGGCGAGGUCAAGAACGCCCUGGGCCUGGAGCUGCCCGGCGGCAGCCUGGGGUCCCUGUGGCCGGGCGGGCGCGGUCCGCGGUGGCGGGGCCAGCUGGCCAGCCUGUGGUCACUGCUGCAGCAGGAGGAGUUCGUCCUCUUCAGCCUGCUGCAGGACCUGAGCCGGCACGCCCUGCCCGUGCUGGGCUCCUGCGGCCACUUCUACGCCGUGGAGUACCUGGCAGCCGGCAGCCCCCGCCACCGGGCCCUCUUCCCCCUUGAGGGCGCGGCGGGGGGGCCCCGGGGCGGCCGGGGCCAGGCCAAGGCCGUCAGCGACAUGGCGCUCAGCUUCCUGGACAUGGUGAGCCAUUUCGAGGACGACUUCUCUCACCGCCUCCACCUGUGCGACGUCAAGCCGGAAAACUUUGCCAUCAGGAGUGACUACACGGUGGUGGCCAUCGACGUGGACAUGGCCUUCUUUGAACCUAAAAUGCGGGAAAUUCUUGAGCAGAACUGCACGGGAGACGAAGACUGCAAUUUCUUCGACUGUUUUUCCAAGUGUGAUUUGCGCAUCAACAAGUGUGGAGCAGAAAGAGUCAACAGCAACCUGCAGGUCAUCUGUGACAAGAUCUUCCGCCACUGGUUCUCCUCGAGUCUCGGCAGCUCCGCCCUGUCCUUCCCGCUGCAGCGGCAGCUGCGGGAGGCGGUGCAGGAAUGCGCGGACCCCCGGAGCACCGCGCGCAGCCCCCCGAGAGCAGCCCCCGACGUGUUCCGGAAGCUUUGGCACCUCCUCCGAGCCACGCAGAGGGAACUGCAGGACGCAGAGGAGUAGCGGCGGCGGCGGUAGCCUCGGGCGGG
This is a messenger RNA of Neogale vison (American mink), 2093 nucleotides long. It is a transcript of the gene DIPK1C, whose product is annotated as divergent protein kinase domain 1C. NCBI's taxonomy places the organism in Eukaryota, Metazoa, Chordata, Mammalia, Carnivora, Mustelidae. Bases 1 to 2067 code for a protein of 688 amino acids. The transcript is spliced from 6 exons. The record is from RefSeq and is a predicted model, not a curated record.